Molecule: messenger RNA, 5490 nt
Organism: Mytilus trossulus (common blue mussel)
Lineage: Eukaryota; Metazoa; Mollusca; Bivalvia; Mytilida; Mytilidae
Product: hamartin-like
Exons: 22
Coding region: 126-3599 (1157 amino acids)
Biological process (GO): negative regulation of TOR signaling; regulation of cell cycle; negative regulation of cell population proliferation
Cellular component (GO): TSC1-TSC2 complex
Source: RefSeq, a predicted model, not a curated record
ACAAAGCCGACCUACCUCUUUAUAAAAUACUGGAACCGAUCUCGUGAUAACAUUAAAUCGGUGAGCUUCACAAAUGUCAUCUGCUUCACGUUGAUUUUGCCUCAAGAGAAUGCAAUACAUUGACAAUGGCAAGCCACAUUGAAGGUAACCAUGGUAACAAAGAUGCUGACUUUGAUGUAAGAGAACUGUUCAAUUUGUUAGACUCUGCAAAUAUAACUGAUGUUAGAGAAAUAAAAGAUUUGGUUCAAGAAAAAUUAAUUGAAAAUAGUGACACAUGGAUCUUGAACAGUUUGGUGGAGUACUACUACAUAACCUCGUCAAAAGAAGCAAUCGAUAUAUUAAUCAAUGUUAAAACUCCUCAUGAUAAGCAUCUUGUUGACAAGAUCAGUGAAGGGAUACGAGGGGCUCCACACAGGUUGAAAGCAGUUCAAUUGUUACUUCAUGUUGUUUGUAAACAACCCAUGUGGAUACACAAAAGUGACAAAAUUAUUUCACAGUCUUUGUUUGGAGUACUUAUGAAAUGUUUGAAGAAUGAAACCGAUGUACCUAUACUAAUGACAGGAGUUAUGUCCCUUACAGUACUGCUUCCCUCCAUUCCUACAUACCUGGGACACCAGUUAUCAACUAUCUUUGAAGUUUUUUCACAUUUGAUGACAUUCAGUCACAAGAAACCAGGAAGUCCUAUUGCUAGAGGUUCUGCGGGUAAUGUCCCUGAUGUAUAUUUACUUCACCUCCAGGUGGCACUGUAUUCAUUAUUUCAUCGUCUCUACGGAAUGUUUCCAUAUAGUUUCCUAGCCUUUUUACGAACAUACUACGGUAAAAAGGAGAAUAUUGCUGUGUAUGAAGAAUGUGUUAAGCCAAUGUUAGAGAGGGUUCGUCUCCAUCCUGGUCUCAUCACAGGAAAUAGAGACGCUGAGAUCUCUGCCACUCGCUGGCGCACAAUGGAAAUACAAGAUGUUGUGAUGGAAUGUGCCAAAAUGUCCCUGGAUGUGAUGGAAGGCAUGUGGGAUGACUCGUCUGAGUCACUGAAGAAAAAUAUUUUGUAUAAACCUCUUGAACAAUCUAAAUCCAAGGAUAUAACAUUCCAAACUAGAGACAGCUCCAUGUUGCGGGUUCCAGAUCCAAUUCCCUUUUCAGGUCACCAGUCAGACACAUUUUUCAGCCCGUCUUUAGCCAUUGGAAUGUCAACUCCUCCACCUUCACAGAGAAAUACCCCAGCAGCAAAUGUACUGGAAAAUUCUAGUUCCACACAUGCCCCUUCUGCUCCGGUAACUAAUGGAAAUACACCAGUGAUAACUCCUAGAGCUACACCUCCUAUUUUUGAUGAGGCUGAAAAGGGUCUUAGUAGAAACAGUAGCAGAGGAUCCUUAUUUACCAAAGGCUCUGAUAAACGAGCUUCACUCACCAUUGUAACGAAAUCUCAACCAGGAAGUGAUUCUAAAUCAUCCGUGCCACCAUCUCCUGUGAAAACAGAAUUCACAGCAGAGCCUCCUUCUGGAAUGUUUAAAUCUCUACCCAUACGUACAACAGCUAGAGAAUUGAAAUUUGACGUUGUACCAGAAUCUCCAAUUGCAUCAUUUGUGGACCAUGGGAUGAUGUAUCACCCAAGUGAAACUAAGGAAGAAAAGGAUGAUGGGAUAGGUCAUGUGACUGAAGAUAGAAAAGACAGCCUAGAAAGGCCAGAUUUAAUGGAGUCAUUCUCCAUGGAGACACUGCCAAAAAUGAUGGAGGAUUUACAUGGGAGUGAUGAAGAUGAUGAAGUUUCUGAAAUCAACCAGAACCAAUCAGAAUCAGCGGUACAUCUAACAGCUGAAUCUGUGGCGCAGUUCAUGAAAAGUGUGAAUCGAAUACGGUUUAACAGUUUAACAGCAACUAACAAUUUAGACCUGUACAAACAAGAAAAAUACAAAAAAACAAGGUCAAAUUCUUGUCCCAGUUUACCGAAAUUAUCCUCCGUGGAUAAUGAAGAUAGUGAAGAUGAAGAUGAGGGUGAAUUGUCACGAUCUGCUUCAACAAUAUCAACAUUAAAACGUCAAACCUCACAAACUAGUCAACAAGAUAGUCAACAAUCAGCAUUACCUGUUGUCACAACAGUUACUAUGGAAACGAGUACUGUAACUAUGACAACAUCAUCACACAUCAGUAUUACAUCAUGUCCCAUGUUUAAACAGCCAGACAAUCAACCGGUUCCACAAUCACAGAACAGUUUUAUGGAUGUUAUAAAAAAUUCUUUGCUGCCAAAUUCAAUGCACCUGUGUCAAAGAUGUAAAACUUAUAUGGUAUCAGAUAAAAACCAAGGUAAAGAAGUGCCAUUAUUCCAAUCUCUUUCGCCAUUAGAAUUACUAGAUAAACAUUUAACAAUGGGACGAGAAAUUCAUGCCAAAGAACUGAGUAAAAUACCUAUAACUAGUCAAGAUGCUAUAAACUGGACACAUUUUGGAGGUGCCCCACCAGCUGAUGAAAUCAACAUUUUACGAGGUCAGAUAAUUAUGAUGGAGAACCAAUUAAUGUAUGAAAGACAUAAACGAGAACUGCAUAAUAGAAGGAAUCGUACCUUACUGAGAAGGAUAGCUAAUGCUGAAUCAUUAAAGGAAAAUAAUAAUGUUAUGGCAGGACAAAUCAACAUACUAGAGACAGAAAUACAAAAUUUUAAGAUUUCAACGAAAUUAUUACAAGAUGAAAACAAAAAGUUAAAAAAUCUACAGGAGAGUAACGAGUAUGAGAUGCUGGUCAAACUCAGAAAUUGUUUACAAGAGAAUUCAGAUCUGAAAUCCACCAAAACAGAACUUAACACUUUACUAGUAAGACAGAGAGAAGAACAAGAUGCUUUAAAAAAGAAAUUACAAGAAUCGGAGAAAAAACUAUUUCACAAUCAGCAGGAAAUUUCUCACUUAAAAGAGCAAGAAGAAAUAGCACAAAAACUCAAAGAUCAGAUGCUGCAGACCCAUAAAGAAUUAAUGUUGAUGGGAGAACUACAACAAAAAUACCAGGAAAAUAUCAACAUCAAUAAAUACAGAAAUAACAAACAACCAGAACAUGAUAUGGUAGUCUCGACACUUAAGGCUGAAAUUAAAGUUUUACAAGCCCAGCUGGAUCGAGAUUCCUUACAAUUAACAGCCUGUCAGCAAAGGAUUAUAGAACUAGAAGAAAAUGUCAAAAAUAAGGAUGUAUGUGUAACAGAAUUAAAAAGGAAAUUAGAAGAUGUGAAGAUCAGUCAGGAAGAUGAAAUAAAGUCCAUAGAUGAUAAAUACCAGGCUGUUAUGAAGAUAAACCAAGGACUUGAAGGAAAACUAUUACAGUUAUACAGUCAAGUAGAUGAACUAAGACGUCCCAAACAAACCAAAGGUGCUUCAGUUUCUCCAUUUCAUGAAUACAUUGAUUCAAGUAAUAAUAGAACCAGAACAGAAUCAGAUCCUAGUGCUAUGGAAACAGCUCCUAAACAAACUGAACAAACUGUAUACAAGUUUCAUAGUGUUCCAGCAAAUGACACAUUUCACCCAUCCCACACAGAAAUUCCCAAUGAUAUUACACACAGUGUUGGUGCAAGGGAACUCGAUGGUGCAUCUUUAGUGUCUAAAGAAUCAGGAAUUGAACCUUGACCUUUCUUAUCUAUGUCAGAAAUUUUAAUAUGAAUCAGCUGGUCAUAACAAAGUUAGUUUAUUGUGUCAUGUUGACAUUAUUUUAACUUUUCACUCCUUCAAGAGAUACAAAUUAUAAAAACUUAUUAUACUUAUCUUUAUUUGUAUGAAUCAAGAUUUUCGAUGUAAAGAUUUUUGCUGAAGAUGUUGUUUAUCUUUACUAAAAGUGUAUAGGUAUGCAUUAAAUGUAUUUUUUCAACAGGAAUUGUAAUACUUGCAAACUUUAAUUACUGUUGAUUCAUUUGUUUUUCACAGAUGGAGGGAAAAGUAAGUGAGGAAUAUUUGAUUAUGUAAUUUUGCCAAAGACUGCAUAUGAUCCUAUAAAAAAAAUGUGUACUUUGUUCAAUAUUUAAAUGUGGUUAACCAUAAACUGCAAAAGUUGGUAUACAACAAUUAAUUAAUUCACAGUCUAUUUUUUUUUCUAGCAAGUCUUAUGUUAGAGACUUGCCAUUAUAGGACUGUAUCUUGCCAUCAAGAAGCUAAUGAUUCUGUGGCAAAUAUUUCAUGCAUAUUCAGGAUGACAAGAAGAAACUUGUGAGGCAUUAUGAAGAUUUAUAUUAAGAAUGUACUUAGGUGAAAUUAAAAAAAUCUAGAAUUCAAAAAUGAUACAAUAAGUCAAAAAAGCAAAAUACUGUGGAUUCAUUAUUAUUCAUUGGAUACAAAUUUUCGUGGAUUUCGUGGAUACAGGAGAACCACGAAUUCAAAUGUUCAACGAAUAACAAAUUUUCUAAAGGAAUGAGUGUAGACUGCCAAAACCAAGAAAUCAAAUAUCCACGAAUAUGUCAUUUUUCCUCAAACCACGAAAAUUGGUACCCACGAAAAUAAAUGAAUCCCAAGUAAGCCUCAAAUAUUUAUUUGUUAAAGUGCUCCUUUUCUAGAUAUUUUUUUUUAAAUGGCAGGAAAAGACUGGCUGACUUUUAUUUGCAUUGGAAUUAUUUGAGUCUUAAAUCAAAAGAAAAGAAGAUCUACAAUCUGCUUAAAUUUGGUAAAUGACCUUUAUGAGCUACUGAAGUAUUAUAUGAAAAGAAAAAUGGGUGUUAUGGGGAAAAAUAUUUUACGCUGUACCCUGUAGAACAACAGAGGAGUCUGACCAUCUGACAUAAAUUCCUAAACCUAGCCUAAGUACAUCCUUGAAUUCUGUUUGAAUUGUGUAUUUGUGUGAAAAUACAAACAUACAUUUAUUAUGAUUUGAUAUUUUUUCGUGCUGCAGGGUAUUAUGUUACUUAAAAGCCAAAGAUAUUUUCAUAAAAACUAACCUUCAUAUUGUUAAUCAUGUAAAAAAAAAAGUCCCGAUCCACUUUUUAUUAAUGAGGGUAGGAAUGGGGUUCACCACAUGAUGAAAAACAGUAAAAUAUUUGUUAAAAUAACAUUAACGAUGAAUAUUUUACUCCAUUUGAUGCUAUCAGUAACUAUAAUAUGAAAUUUGAUGAAUAGCAAUAAAAAUUAAGGCUUAUUUGAUGAGAACAAACGUUUGACUUGGAGAUAAAAGGUAUUCCUACCCUCAUGAAUCUGCCGGGUAAAUUGGGAAUGACAUCUAUGGUUUUUCAUAAAUGAUUUUUUUAAUGUAUUUUCUUUAUAUUUCUCAAAUGGAAUACUACUGUCAGCAUGGUAGAUAUAUUUUUACAGUUGCAUCUUUAACUUUUAUUUAUACAGUUUUUCUUGUAGUUAAAACAUUAGGCUAUAAACUGAUAAAGAUAGAUUUCUAUUUGAAUUAUAUUUAUUGUGUACUGACUAAUGUACUACAAAAAGGUUUUGCAAAAUCAGAAUUAAGUAUUAAUUUCUUUCAUUACAAUUCCAAAUAAAUUUGCUACAAGUUUUAACUCAGUUACUUUAUAGCAAGACAUAUCUUAAA